AUGGCGGUCUUGAGACUGAAGUUCACCAAGAACGAGAGAGACAAGCUGGCUCAAGUGCUGUGGAUCCUGAACUGGAUCUCAGUGUUGACUGGGAUCCUCCUGUUCAGCCUGGGGCUCUUCCUCAAGGUGGAGAUCAACAAGCGAGGAGAGCUGAUGGCUGAGAGGGACAUCCAGUACGUGCCCAACAUGCUGAUUGCUGUGGGCCUCAUCGCCUGUGCCAUAAACUUCCUGGGUGGAAAGAUCUGCUACGACUGCGUGGACACCAAUAAGUUCUUACGCUGGAAGCUGAUCAUGCUGCCCUACAUAAUAUGCACCUUCUUCUUCACCUUCUGCGUGCUGGUAGGGGCUCUGAUGUGUUACAGCAUGCGUGGGGAGCUAGAGGAGUCUCUGAACCUGGGGCUGACGGAGGCCAUCAGGUUCUAUAAGGACACAGACACACCAGGACGAUGCUUCCUGAAGCGAACGGUGGACAUGCUGCAGAUGGAGUUCCACUGCUGUGGGAACAAUGGCUAUAAAGACUGGUUUCAGAUACAGUGGAUCAGCAACCGUUACCUGGAUAUGUCCCAAAAAGAAGUGGUGGACCGACUCAGGAGUAACGUGGAGGGGAAGUACCUGAUGAGCGGAGUCCCCUUCAGCUGCUGCAACCUCAACUCCCCGCGGCCCUGCAUCCAGCAGCACGUCACCAACAACUCGGCUCACUUCAACUACGAGCACCAGACGGAGGCGCUCAACCUGUGGAUGAGAGGCUGUCGCGAGGCGCUGCUGGAGUACUACACCCACAUCAUGCAGUCCAUCGGCCUCACCGUCCUCCUCACCUGGCUGUUUGAGCUGUCCGUGUUGACAGGGGUUCGUUACCUCCAGACCUCUCUGGAAAACGUGCUGAGACAGGGCGACCUCAACUCUGAGUCUGACGGCUGGCUGCUAGAAAACAGCUUUAUGGAAACUGCCCGCACCAACCUGAACAUCAUCAAGUGCCUCGGCAAGGGCAACCAGAUAGACACAGCCAACAAUGGAGACCCCAACAUUAACGUUCCCUCCACCUCUAAAGCACACUAUGGGCCAGACAAUGUGCCACUGAAGGAGAUACCUGAAGCCAGUUGA
Messenger RNA from Cyclopterus lumpus (lumpfish), 1101 nucleotides. Its product is annotated as photoreceptor outer segment membrane glycoprotein 2-like. The record is from RefSeq and is a predicted model, not a curated record. Gene Ontology annotation, cellular component: membrane. Lineage: Eukaryota; Metazoa; Chordata; Actinopteri; Perciformes; Cyclopteridae. Gene Ontology annotation, biological process: visual perception. The coding region runs from base 1 to 1101 and encodes 366 amino acids. The transcript is spliced from 3 exons.